AUGGCAAGUGAAAAUAUUUGUUUGAAGCGUUCGUCUAAGCCGAGAAGAUCAUGCGAUUCGAUAAGUAUUUUGGUGGUGGAUGAUGAUACAACAUGUCUUGCAGUUGUUGCAGCGCUGCUUAAGAAGUUCAAAUAUUCAGUUGUGACGGCGAAGCACCCAAAUGAUGCGCUGUGCGCCCUUCGGAUCAAGGUCGGUGCGUUUGAUUUGGUGGUGUCGGACGUCAACAUGCCAGACAUGAACGGUUUCCAGCUUCGAGAAGCCAUCACUCAUGAAUUCAAUCUGCCUGUGAUUUUGAUGUCGGUUGAUAGCAAAGAGGUUGUGCUUUCGAAGGUGAACAAGAGUGGCGCUGCACUUUUCAUAUCAAAGCCAGUGUCUCCAAAUGACUUGAAGGAUUUAUGGCAAUUUGCUUCCUUGAAAAAGAAAGCAAAUAGUAAUGAAAACUCCAAGAGAAGACCACAGAAUAAAGAGAGGCUUGAAUGUGGUGAUGCUAAUACUAAAAAGCCCAAAGUUAUUUGGACUAAUGCCCUGCAUUAUCGCUUCUUGGAGGCUAUUAGAAGCAUUGGUCUCGAGAGUAAAGAAAAUGUGGCUAGCCAUUUGCAGAAAUAUAGGAUGUUCUUGAAACGAGUUUCAGAUGCAAGUUACAAACUCGAGGCUGGUGAGGAUGAUGGGGCUAUGAUUCGGAUGCCAAGCUAUGCGUCGAAUUAUUCUCUCAACAGAUUAACCAAACCUCAGUUUCGGUUUGAGUCAUAUCAGACACAUCCCACAUCCCAUAUUAGUCUUGGCUCAAAUUCAAUCAACAAAAAGUCAGAAAUUACUUGUGCAUUGCCUUCUACUACUCAUAUAGUGCACCACCAGUCAGGAAACUCUGUGAAUUUUGAUAUUGAUGAGUUGCUGAACAACAUUGACCAAACUUGUUACGCGGAACAUUUAAAUGAACCGUUGCUGCUGCCACCACUGCCUUCAUCGAAUCUGUCUUUUGUCCAAGACCAGCAGUUCAAUGGAGGGAUAGUUGAUGAUUCGCCGUUUUGUUCUGUUUAUGAUUUGCCUGCCUCACAUGUACAACAGCCCUUCAACUUGAAUCCAACUCAUCUUCACAGUAGUAUGCCCUCAUAUCAACUCAUCAACUUCCAAAAUCAACAACAGCAGCGUGGAUGUGAAUAUACUGAAAGCCCCACCCUCUUAUAUGAUGACAUUGGCAUGACUAGUUCAUCUUAUGAUCUAGCUGGCUACCAGGUACAAGGAACAAUAGACUCUGUGGUGUUUGGAACUACUUCUUCUCAGUUCCAUAAAGCUAUUGAAUCUACAGAUCAGUGCGACUACAACGACGCUGCUCUGGAAUCUUUACUUGCCUUUGGACUGUUUGGAGAAGAUCAAAUCCAAACCCUUGAAGGGAUCUGA
Molecule: messenger RNA, 1398 nt
Organism: Salvia hispanica
Lineage: Eukaryota; Viridiplantae; Streptophyta; Magnoliopsida; Lamiales; Lamiaceae
Source: RefSeq, a predicted model, not a curated record